Messenger RNA from Thunnus maccoyii (southern bluefin tuna), 3172 nucleotides. RefSeq names its product regulation of nuclear pre-mRNA domain containing 1B (gene rprd1b). The record is from RefSeq and is a predicted model, not a curated record. Gene Ontology annotation, molecular function: RNA polymerase II complex binding. The transcript has 7 exons. The coding region runs from base 550 to 1536 and encodes 328 amino acids. Gene Ontology annotation, cellular component: RNA polymerase II, holoenzyme. Lineage: Eukaryota; Metazoa; Chordata; Actinopteri; Scombriformes; Scombridae. Gene Ontology annotation, biological process: mRNA 3'-end processing.
ACGCACAUGUCGAGAUGAGGUGAAAGUGCAAGCUGCCAUUUUUUCGAAAAACAUAAACGUGAUUAGUUCAGGCAAAGCAAAGACAAACUGUGAGUUUCUUCCGCCGUCACUCUUUAGCAGUUUUGUUGGACCUGUUGGCGCAGUGAAUCCUCAUUCUGCACGAAUAUUAGCGAAGCUUUGUUUAUUUAAACUCGGGUUGAAGCGAAGGUUAGCUCGCAGCUGCAGGCUGCAGAUGGCUGCUUAGCUCGGCUGGCUAACGUUAGCUGCGGCUGUAAACAAACACUUGAGACAGUAAAGGAGUAGCUGCUGAUAAACGGAGCGCACAGCCUGCAGGUUUGUGAGUUACUCAGGAUAUUUAGGUCAAUAAUCUCGGGCUUGUGAAGAGCCAACACGACGGUAGAAGCAGUAGGUGAGGAGGAGCAUGUCUGUAAGUUAGCGACACAACUUCAGUUUUGAUGACAGUGCGAGUUUCUUCACUCUAGCUCGAAGCUCAGUCGCUUUGGAGCAGGUCAGAAACACACAUAUACACACACAGACACAUACACAGACAUGUCGUCUUUCUCUGAGUCCGCCCUGGAGAAGAAGCUGUCGGAGCUGAGCAGCUCUCAGCAGAGCGUCCAGACUCUGUCUCUGUGGAUCAUCCACCACCGCAAACACUCCGGCCUCAUCGUCAAAGUGUGGCACAGAGAGCUGAAGAAAGCUAAAAGCACCAGGAAGCUGACGUUUCUCUAUCUGGCCAACGAUGUCAUCCAGAACAGCAAGAAGAAAGGACCAGAGUUCACCAAAGACUUUGAGUCUGUUCUCGUCGACGCCUGCUCUCAUGUUGCCAGUGAUGCAGAUGAGAACUGUAAAAAGCACAUGGAGAGACUGCUGAACAUCUGGAAGGAGAGGAGUCUCUACAGAGGUGACUUCAUUCAGCAACUCAAGCUGGCCAUCGAAGACUCCAACAGCCCCAGACCUUCAGAAGAGAAGAAGGCUGUCAAACGAAGCUAUCAGAAGAUCCAGGAAGAUGAAGACGAUGAGGACGACGACUACAGGAGCCACAACUCCCCUCGCAACACAGACGCCACCGCAACUCAGCUGACAGAAGAGCUGGUGAAGGCCCUGCAGGACUUGGAGAACGCUGCAUCGGGUGACGCUGCUGUUCGUCAGAAGAUCGCCUCGCUGCCGCAGGAAGUCCAGGAUGUUUCUCUGCUGGAGAAAAUCACUGACAAAGAGGCAGCAGACAAGCUGUCGAAGACGGUGGAUGAAGCCUGUUUGCUGCUGGCAGAGUACAACGGUCGACUGGCCGCAGAGUUGGAGGACCGGAGGCAGCUGGCUCGCAUGCUGACUGAAUACAUCAGCAGCCAGAAGGAGGCGCUCACGGAGAGAGAGAAGAAACUAGAGGAAUAUAAACAGAAACUAGCGAGGGUGACCCAGGUGAGGAAAGAGCUCAAGUCGCACAUCCAGAGUCUCCCUGACCUCUCCCUCCUGCCCAACGUGACCGGGGGUCUGGCCCCGCUCCCCUCGGCCGGAGACCUCUUCUCCACCGACUGAGAGGUCUUUGCUUGGACAAACUACUCCCCCGUGCCCCGCCCUACCCAAACCCAGCCCCAUGUUUGAUUCACAAAAUAUUUCCAGCAAGGAGGCACACGUGGUCAAACCUCUCCCCAGCAGAGUAGCCAGCACACCUGCUAACUCCAAACCUGCAGGACAAGAGGGGGGAAGGGACAUUAGAAGGAAGGUUUGGUGAAACGCUCUACAGAGAACAGAGACUCUGUCAGCCUGAAUUUUUCCCGCUCGACCGUCAAGGAUUCCACUCCACCAGCUUGGAACGAGUUAGUUUCCUUUUAGUUUUAAUUUUUUUUUUUUACGCUGGAAAUGUCAGUGAUUUAGGAGGAGGUGGCGGGGUUAAAGAGACAAAGUUUAGACAGACAGAAAUGUUGGUUGUCAGGACGUGUCAUGUGUCUUUCUGUGUGGUAUAUUUUGAAUGCAGCGAGCAAAGGUUUGCUCUCCCAAUUCUCAGAUUGGUUGUGACUACACUGUGAAGAGAAUGUAUCAUUCAUUAGUUUCAGUCGGCCUUCAGUUGUUGAUUUGAUACAUGUAGGUGUAUUUGAUGUAGGUAUACAGUUCAGAUCGGGUUCAGUGUACGUUGUUUCGUGGUUGUUUCAUGAUGAGUUGCUCAUUGGUCGACAGCUGUGACAUAACACACUCAUUUUAGUAACACUUGACAAGAUGGUGAUUAAACAGGAUUUGUGUUCCACAAGCCUUUGUUUUCACACCCCGUUUAGCAUUUGUUCAUUCUCAUUUAUAAAGCACCCGUACGUCUAAGCUUGUUUGUUUUCAUGCUUUAAUUUGGACGUUUAUGCUUGAAAUAGGAUAAGGCUAAUUAUGUUCACAAGUGUGUACUAGACAAGGUUUUGAGAACAAAUACUGGUAGUUUGAAAAAAAACAAAGUUUGCUUUUCAAGAAACUGUCUGGCCUUACUUGUGGCUUACUUGUUUAAAAAAAUUAUGAAACCCCAAAACUCAAAAAUAUAUGUUCUGAGAGGGCAACAAAGGAGAUAAAACAGAAGAAAAGUGUUAAAUAUCUUAAGGUUUUAGUGUGUGUAGGGUUGGGCAAUAUGGAUGUCAAGAAGUGUAAAGAUAAAUAGGUCAGAAGAAGACCUUUCUCUGAUAUAGUUAUAUAUAUCACAUUCAUUUCAUUAGAUGGUAAUGUGAAAUGGACUGGAGCUGUCAUUUAUUCUCAGCUGCAUUCUCAAGUUUUUAAGAAAAUUGUGUAUAAAUGAUCUACAAUGUUAAACCCCCCUGGCAUGAUUAAAAUGAUAAAUAAUAAUGAAUACAUAUUGCUCAGCCCUACUUGUGUGUAGACAUCCAAUGAUUAAAUAUUUUACUAAAAGAAAUAACAGCAGAUUCACCACUGCAGUCCCUUUCUCAAGUAUUUUUAUUUUUAAAUUUAGAUAUUAAGGUCAGGAAGAGAGAGUUGUUCCCCAAAUAAGUUUAGGUACAAGUUUGUGAUGAUUUUGUGAACAUCAUCUGUGAAGGCCAGAAUAACAUGGACCAUUUGUUUAGCUUGUAUUUGAUUUUCAGUUAUUUGUAUACAGAGAGAAAUCUUCAUCGAUUAUGUUUGAUGAUAAAAGGUCACAGAUGUUUACCUAGACAAACUACUCAUUUUAUUAAAGCUUUCAGAAGCC